Molecule: messenger RNA, 1397 nt
Organism: Limulus polyphemus (Atlantic horseshoe crab)
Lineage: Eukaryota; Metazoa; Arthropoda; Merostomata; Xiphosura; Limulidae
Product: AP-2 complex subunit mu
Exons: 9
Coding region: 183-1364 (393 amino acids)
Biological process (GO): intracellular protein transport; clathrin-dependent endocytosis
Cellular component (GO): cytoplasmic vesicle; AP-2 adaptor complex
Molecular function (GO): clathrin-cargo adaptor activity
Source: RefSeq, a predicted model, not a curated record
GUAUUAAGUUUCUUUAGAAUUAUGGGAUGAAUAGCUUCAUUUCUCCGAUUGGCACUGUCAGCCGCAUAAGGGAGGAGGUGUGUGGGGAACGGAAAUGGGAGUGAAAUACUAAUUUUUAAAACGAACUGUUAUCUGAUUAAAACGGUAACCUGGUCUUGAUUCAGCAAUCCAAACAAAUAAUCAUGAUUGGUGGACUCUUUAUAUAUAACCACAAAGGAGAAGUUCUUAUUUCUCGUGUCUAUCGAGAUGACAUAGGGAGAAAUGCUGUGGAUGCAUUCCGAGUAAAUGUCAUCCAUGCUAGGCAACAAGUUAGAAGUCCUGUGACAAAUAUUGCCAGAACCAGUUUUUUUCACAUAAAAAGGAGUAACAUAUGGCUUGCAGCAGUCACUCGACAAAAUGUUAAUGCUGCAAUGGUGUUUGAGUUCCUCUUGAAAAUGGUAGAUGUGAUGCAGUCAUACUUUGGUAAAGUCAGCGAGGAGAAUGUCAAGAACAACUUCGUUUUGAUUUAUGAACUAUUGGAUGAGAUACUCGACUUUGGUUAUCCCCAAAACACAGAUACAGGAAUUUUGAAAACUUUCAUUACGCAACAGGGGGUGAAAUCACAAACAAAAGAGGAACAGAGUCAAAUAACAUCUCAAGUAACAGGACAGAUAGGAUGGCGACGAGAGGGAAUCAAAUAUAGACGUAAUGAAUUAUUCCUUGAUCUUUUGGAAUAUGUGAACUUACUUAUGUCGCCCCAAGGUCAAGUGCUGAGUGCACAUGUAGCUGGAAAAGUUGUCAUGAAGUCUUACUUGUCUGGCAUGCCUGAGUGCAAGUUUGGAAUCAAUGAUAAAAUUACCAUGGAGAACAAAGGCAAAAGUAGCAGUACUAUGGAUGAUCCAACUCGCACUUCGGGGAAGACAUCAAUUGCUAUAGAUGAUUGUCAGUUUCAUCAGUGUGUGAAGUUGAGUAAAUUUGAGAGUGAACACAGCAUCAGUUUUAUUCCACCUGAUGGGGAGUUUGAAUUGAUGAGAUAUCGUAUAACCAAAGAUAUCAGUUUUCCAUUCCGCAUCAUUCCACUGGUUCGAGAAGUUGGCAGAACUAAGAUGGAGGUUAAAGUUGUCCUCAAGUCAAACUUUAAGCCUUCUCUUAUUGGACAGAAAAUUGAAGUUCGUAUACCUACCCCCCUAAAUACCAGUGGAGUUCAGUUGAUUUGUAUGAAGGGUAAAGCAAAGUACAAAGCCAGUGAAAAUGCAAUAGUAUGGAAGAUUAAAAGAAUGGCAGGGAUGAAAGAGACUCAACUUAGUGCUGAGAUAGAACUCUUACAGACUGAUACUAAGAAGAAAUGGAACAGACCUCCUAUUUCUAUGAACUUUGAGGUAUGAUGGAAUUCUUAAUGCUUAGCCAAAGUUAAAGGC